Mycena indigotica is the source of this 1704-nucleotide messenger RNA. Its product is annotated as AB hydrolase-1 domain-containing protein. The record is from RefSeq and is a predicted model, not a curated record. The transcript has 8 exons. NCBI's taxonomy places the organism in Eukaryota, Fungi, Basidiomycota, Agaricomycetes, Agaricales, Mycenaceae. The coding region runs from base 1 to 1704 and encodes 567 amino acids.
AUGUUCAAGCUAUUCUUCACCCUCGUUACGCUGUCCAACGUGCUCGUAUGGGCUCAAACCACAUUCGAUUGGAACUCGUUAGCUCCAAGCCCGACACUCAACUGGACCCCUUGCUACUCCGGCUUACAAUGCGCGCUAUUCCAAGUUCCUAUCGACUACACUUUUCGCGACAAGCGUAACAUUUCAAUCGCUGUUGCCCGGUAUCGAGCCACCGUUCCGGCCAAGGAAUACCGCGGUCCGAUUUUCUUCAAUCCAGGAGGGCCAGCUAACAGCGGGGUGGAGAGCAUCGUCUCUUCUGGUGCCGCUUUCGCUGAAUUCUUGGGGGCACAUUUUGAUAUCGUUGGGUUUGACAUUCGAGGUAUUGCAAACUCGAGACCCUCAAUUUCACUCUUCGAUACGCCAGCCGAACGCGCCUCAUACCUCCCCGACGACCUCAGUAUCCGCAUGCGUCCACUAGAUGCUUCCGACGACACGCUUACUGCGCUGUGGGCGCGAAUGCAGCUGUUGGGUCAGAGGGCCCAAGCAUAUGACAAACCUCAGGAUUACCUGAAAUAUUUUACCACGGAUUAUAUUGCAACAGACAUGCUGCGCUUGACCGAUGCGUUCGGCUUUCCCAAAUUGAAGUAUUGGGGUGUUUCAUAUGGAUCGAUAUUGGGACAAACUUUCGCCACUCUGUUUCCGGAUAAAGUUGAGAGGCUUGUAGUUGACGGCAAGUUCGCUUCUUGGGCAAUCUGGACGGCGAGGCGUGGUUUGGAGGUUUGCUCCGUGUUUCUUCUUCUGCGAGACCCAUGGAUGACAAUUUUUUGUCCAGCAAACCUCACUGGGUCAAUGACCGACACCGACCACGUGCUCCAGACGUUUUUCGACGAUUGUUUCAAAGCUGGUCCUUCCGAAUGUGCAUACUAUGACUCCUCUCCUGCCAAAAUUGCAGCGAAUUUGAAAGCUCUCGAAGAGAGACUUCGUCGCCAACCGAUAUCCGUGCUCACACCCACAUCGCAUGGCGUUGUCGACUACAGCUUUCUCCGGGUUUUAACGUUCGCUAAUCUUUUAGGCCCUAGUGACUGGCCUAAUUUUGCCCGACUGCUUGCGCAAAUAUCUGCGGGGAACGGGACAGAGGCAUACACUCAAAAGCAAGUGCCGACGUUCCAGUGCUCGCAGAAGGAUGUUUACACGCUCUUCCAAGCAACAAUCGGCAUGGCUUGUAGUGACAUGCGGCCCGUCCAUGACACCAUUCCCGAACUCGAUGCAUUCCGCAAAAACGAAGCAAAGCUGUCAGGCUACGGGAAUGUUUGGGCCAACUGGCGGGUGUGGUGCAGCGGGUGGAAGAUUCAUCGAGAGGGCAAAUUCACCGGCCCGGUGGGUGCCAAAACAAGCUUCCCACUUCUCAUCAUCGGCAAUACUUUUGACCCGUCAACUCCUCAUAUGUGGUCUCAGAAAGUAUCGACACAGUUCCCUGGUUCGGUGCUCCUGACUAACGACGGUUUCGGUCACACUUCUCUCAUCGCGCCGUCAACAUGCACUCACAAGGCUUUGGGAGCAUACUUCCAAAACGGAACACUGCCUGCUAAAGGAACUAUAUGUCCUGUCGACUUUGAGUUGUUCCCUGGUAUCAAAUCAAAACAGAGGAGGUCUGAGGAGGAUGCAAGGCUGCUCCGUGCAAUUAGUACCAUCCGGAAGGCCGUCCCAGACCAUGUAUGGUGGUAG